UUACAAUGUUGCUGCUUCUGAGCUGUGUGAUAAUUGCAGGAAUCACAACAGAAGGCUCACUGAUGACACACCAUGGAGUGAAGAGCAGCUCAAUAUGUCUACAAGCUGGACAUUCAUCAGCACAUGAGAAUGUUAUAUGGAGUUUCAAUAGUACAGUUUUUGUUUAUGGCAAAAAAUUACUGUCUAACAACACUGGGAAAAUGGAUUAUAACCCAGGGAAUAACACCUUGUGUAUCGACAAACUUGCAGAAACAGACAGUGGUGAUUAUAAAGUUACAAUUUAUCAUAUGGAACUGGGACAGUUGAAACAGUCUUCUGAGACCCACCAAUUAAUGGUUCAUGAAGCUGUUCCAACUCCAGUUAUCAGGAUGUCAGUAAUGGGCUCCAACUCAUCUGCUGCAUUCUGCAUCAUAUCAAUAAACUGCUCUGUUCUGGAUGAGUGGUUAUGGACUAUCUGUGAUGAAGACAGCUGCAGGACAAAUCAAAGCUUUUUCAAUAAAUUCAACAUCUCAGUCUCUGCUGACAGCAGAUCUGUGUACUGCAGUGGACACAACCUUGUCAGUACAAAAAAUGUGUCUGCAAGGAUGGAUCAAACAUGCCAUAGGAAAAUUAGCAUUGAAGAUGAAGAGACAGCAUUCAGUGUGAUAGUAAUUAUAAUCGCAGUUGGAGCAGGUGUAGCCAUUUGUGCACUUUCCUGUUUGAUUAAGGGACUCUUUUCAACAAAAUGUAAUCAGACAUCCAGCGCACCGUUGAUACACAGCCAGCCAAUAGAGGACCAACCACAACCUGUGAACAGAGGCUCCACAUCUUCUAGUCAGCCUGACGCUGCUUAUGAAAAUGUGGACGUCACCCAGCCCAGCCAGAUUAACAACAGAAGCAGCAACCCAAGGGAAGAGCUGAGGUCAGCAGAAAGUUGGACAGUAGAUACCAUCUACAGUGUUUUACAACUGCCCAAUGCUGCCAGUUCUCUUAAAAACCGUGACAGAGAUAAUAGUCCAAGAGAAAAUGAGCUAUCACAAGAGGCAUCCACUUCAGCAUCUGUCAUUCUCAGGGGGCCAGACGCUCCCAUGGAAGUUGAAACACUGUACAGUGUUUUGAAGAAGCCAAAAUGACAGAGUAACACGUCUCCGAAGCCUGUUUGAGAGCACAGCGUGAAAGUCAGAUUGAUAUGGACAUUCAGCAAGCAUUUUUAAAUUUGAUUACACAACUUUAAGGUUAUAUGUCUAUUUUUACCAAAUGUUUUUCUUAAUUUCAGUAUGUUUUGGCCUAUUGUUAUUUUUUUAUUUUCUCUAUAAAAUUUCAUAAUCUCUGUAAUUCUCCUAGUUUGGGUAUAUGACCAAAAAGGUAAAUCUAAUUUUUUUCCAACACCAAACCUAAUACUGCGUUUUUAAUCGAAUUUCUCUCCUGCUUAAAAAUGACAAAUUAGAAAGAGGGUCAAAGAAGUUUUGUUCUUUUUUUUUAUCAAUGAGAACGAGUUUGUGUAUUAUAAAGAUUGGCUGUGUUAUUUGUGAAGGUGAAAGAUAAUGGAACAUGACAAAACAAAAGUCAGCUAAAUUUCCCUUUUUGAUAAAAAUGUAAACUGCAAACUUUGAAUAUGCAUUUUGUUGUUUUAGGAAAAGGGAACUAUUUAUGUUAACACUGAAGUUCUGGAAUUUUUAUCAGCUUAGAAAUCAGCCUAGAAUUAGUGCCCAUGUCUCCAUCAGAUGCAAACAUGUCCAUCAGAAGAAUAUUGAUUAUCUAUGAAUUCAUGUUUUAUUGCUUGUUGGUAUUGGCCCUCAGUUUUUACAAUGCUUCCUCAGUCAUGAUACAGUAUAAACAUUGAGGGGAGACCAUGAUGGUGUUCAUGUUCUCGUACCAUUUUGAGUUGAUGAAGCUCAAGCUGCCUGCUAUCUUGAGACAAUUUUGUAUAAAUAAGUGGCCCAAAAGUUUUGGGGUUAGUUUUUGAUUUAGUAAAGCCAUAUUGCAAAUGGUAGUAAAAGCCAAGCACAACGAAAGUAAACUUGAGGUCGUAUUAUUUUUGUAUUAUUCAAAAAUGGAUCCCUUGGUUUCAAGCUUCAUAAACAUGCUAUAUCUAUUUGUAAAAACUGACUGAGUUUGUCAAGGUGCAGUAUAUUUGCAGAAAGAAAAGAUUUAACAAUACCACUUUCCCCGGUAUUAUUUGUUUUCUUUUUUGCCCAAUGCUGCACUUAAGCUUUGAUUGUAAAAACAAUGUGUUUUCUUUUCACAUAUUCUACUGGUAGCUUUUACAAGAGACAAACAUUGACUUAUCUUUUUACAGCAGUUUUCUGCUUUUAUCAUUUCUAAUAAACUGACAACAAUGAAGGUUGGACUUUAGCUCACUCAUUUUAAGAGUGGCAUUCUUUGCUUGUAGGACCUACCAACAUUCAGAAUCAUAAUACAAGGAUCAGACUGUCCUAAAUUGUAGCAAUGGAAAGCUGCUUGUACAUUUUGAGACUAUUGACCCGACACUUUAAUUUACCUGCAAUGGCUGAUCAUUUUAACCCUGCUUGGUGCUUUACAGUUACAAUGAGUAACAUUUUUUUUCACUAUUGUCUUACAGCACACAGUGAAAACUAUAUUAGCUAUGUGCCUUAUUCUGAUAAUGGAGAAUAUAUUGUUCCACUGACACACACUGGAGUGAUUCCUUCAAAUUGCCAGUACCCUGUAAGUAUUAAAGUGUUAUAACUGAAAAGAGUAUUCUGUAAUAGUUUCAUUUAUUAGAGUGAAAUAACACUUUUUCAUUAUAAUGAUAUUGAUGUCUUUUUCGUGAAGCUCUGUCAAAAUAACUGAUUCAGUUUUAAGCAGAAACUUUUGGAAUAUGCAUUAAUUUGAUUUAAUACAGUGAUUUUAAAUGACCCAUAGUGUCAGAGUUUGCUUAAAAGAAAUAUUGACUAUUUUACUUGUGUAGGUCACAGAUAAUAGCACAAAUGACAAAAAAGUUUGCUGAUAUCUGCUGCGAGCCUCUAAGUUGAAGUUGUGCCAGAGUGAGAAAUGCAAGAUGUGACUAAAUUCAUGUUGUGAACUUGAAACAGUACAGAUACAAACAUGAUUGAUUCUCUUGUAGAGCAGAAGUAGAAUGCAAAAAUACAAUGUCAUCAAAGAAGUACAUUUGGCUGCAAGAAAUGAUUAUUUCAAUCAUUGAUUCAUUGGAUGAUCAUUUUUCUUAUUUAUCAAUGAAUCAGAUGCUGUUUUUAUGUAUAAAAAAAUCUUAAUCCACAUAUCUAAAAAACAACUCAGAUAUUCCAAAGCUGUUAAAAUCUUGUCAAAGACUAUUUUUUUUAAAUAAAGAAAACUACAUUUUUCAUCUACUCUUAUUUUGAAUAACUUUAACAGGCCACAGAAUAAAC
This is a messenger RNA of Cheilinus undulatus (humphead wrasse), 3347 nucleotides long. RefSeq lists its product as uncharacterized. Bases 6 to 1112 code for a protein of 368 amino acids. The record is from RefSeq and is a predicted model, not a curated record. Lineage: Eukaryota; Metazoa; Chordata; Actinopteri; Labriformes; Labridae. The transcript has 5 exons.